AUGGUUAACAUCUGGCGGAUCUUUAAGCCAAGUCAUGGAGCUUCAAAACCAAAGAAAUUUCCUAUUCACCGUCAUUUCUUACAACCUUCAGUGUUUCCAUUUGAUUGCUUUGGUUGCUCUGAAAUCAAGAAGGGAGAAACACAAGGCUAUUAUUGCCCUCAGUGCAAAUUCUAUGUCCACAAGGAAUGUGCUGAGUCUCACUCCGAGAUCAACCACCCUUCACAUUCACAUCCUCUCAAGCUCCGUACCUGCGGACCACCUGGUUAUAGCGAUGGAAAUUGUCGCUUGUGUGGAGAAACCCUUCGGCUUUUGGUUUAUCACUGUUCCACUUGCAACUUUAGUUUAGACACGGCUUGCGCGAGGAAACACGAGAUUCCAAGCAUUGACUACCCCAAAGCCCAUGAGCAUAGGCUUCACUUGUUGGCCAAACGUGUCUCUUUCCCUUGUGCUUGUGGUAAAGACGUACAUGGAGCUCCUUACUUGUGUCAUCAAUGCAAUUUCAUGAUCCAUAGAGACUGCGUUUUCUUACCGCGUGAGAUUUACCUCACACGCCACAAGCACAGGCUUUUUCGAAGCUACUUCAUUGGCCCUGGGGAAUUCGCUUGUGGAGUUUGUCGUCUUGAGUUAGAUUGGAGGUAUGGAGGAUACCGCUGCUCACAAUGCCCUGAUUAUGUCAUCCAUUUGAGAUGUGCAACAAGAGAUGAUGUGUGGGAUAGAAGAGAACUCGAGGGGAUACCUGAAGAAGAAGAAGAUAUCGAAGAGCCGUUCCAAGUGGUACAUGACAAAGUGAUUAAGCAUUUCAGUCAUGAACACUUUCUCAAACUCGAAGAAGGUGGGAUUGUUUGUCAUGAGAGUGUCCAAUGCAGUGCUUGUGCUCUACCUAUCUACUUAGAUCCAUAUUACAAAUGUUCGAGUUGUGCUUAUGUUCUUCACAAGACCUGCUCUGAGCUUCCCCGGAAGUUAAGGCAUGAGCUACACAAGCACACUCUUACUCUACGACCAAACACUAGUCAAACUGAUGAGUAUGGUUAUAACUUAUUCUAUUGUACUGUGUGUCAGCGUCUCUGCAGUGGUUUCAAGUAUGUAUGUCUUGAUUGCAAUGUCGAGAUAGAUGUACGAUGUUGUUCAAUCAGAGAGCCGUUUAUCCAUGAAAGUCAUCCUCAGCAUCGUUUGUUCUACACCUCACCAGAAUCCAAGCUUUGUGGUGCUUGUAAUGAGACUGCAUCAACUGUGUUGACUUGCGUUGACUGUGACUUCUCCUUGGGAUUUGACUGCGCCACUCUGCCUAAUAAGGUAAAGCACAAAUGCGACACACAUUUCCUCUCUGUCUGCUUUGGAGAGAAGACGAGUAAGGAAUAUUGGUGCGAGGCUUGCGAGACAGAAGUUAACCCGAGUACAAGAUUCUAUACAUGUGAAGAUUGUAGCUCCACGCUUCAUAUCGAUUGCGUGAUUGGAGAAUUCACAUUCUGGAGACCAGGGUAUAUCGCCAUAUCACAUUACGAAGUCGAAGUUGUUCCUAAUGUCUCUGCAUCUCGACCUUAUUGUCGUGUGUGCUUUUGCCGUUGCCAAGACACGUCAGGUAUCAUACAUAUCUCAGGCAAGUAUAUCUGUUCUUCCAAGUGUUUAGAAAACAAUUUCAGAUUCAGCAUUACACUUUCCAAGUCGCCGACUCUGAAGAUGCCACUCUUUGGGGAGCUUUUUCGACUUGAACCAUAUUAUUAG
Molecule: messenger RNA, 1722 nt
Organism: Eutrema salsugineum
Lineage: Eukaryota; Viridiplantae; Streptophyta; Magnoliopsida; Brassicales; Brassicaceae
Exons: 1
Coding region: 1-1722 (573 amino acids)
Source: RefSeq, a predicted model, not a curated record